AAUAGCUUCUGUGUCGUGCCAAACUAAGAUCAUCCCUGUAGUAUCAUUGCCACAGCGGAGCUUCCAACUAGCUAGAACGUGAAAUAAGUCCGCAGGCGGCCGGCGUUUAGCAUGCAGAGGGAUCCGCUUAUUGUUGGGAGCAUCGUCGGCGACAUCGUCGACUACUUCGACGCAUCAGCACGGCUGAGGGUGCUAUACCACAACCGCGAGAUCACCAUCGGUUCCGAGCUGAGGCCGUCGCAUCUGACGAACCAGCCGACGGUCCAGAUCACAGGACUAGCCGGAUCACUCUACACACUCGUGAUGGUCGACCCUGAUGCACCUAGCCCAAGCGACCCUUCUGAGAGGGAGUACCUCCACUGGUUGGUUACCGAUAUACCAGAACAAGGUGACAUCAGCCGUGGAAACGAGGUGGUGGCCUAUGAGAGCCCACGACCGGCGGCCGGGAUCCACCGCUUUGCCUUCAUGGUGUUCCGCCAGACAGUGCAGCAGACAAUCUAUGCACCGGGUUGGCGUGCCAACUUCAACACAAGGGACUUCGCAGCAUUCUACAACCUCAACGCACCAGUUGUCGCAGCCUACUUUAACUGCCAAAGGGAGGGCAGCUGCGGUGGCCGGAGGUACCGGUGAACCUAACUAGUAGUAGGUAAAUGGCAAACGGCGUUUCAUCUGAAGAAAAGGGAGGCCACAUAUGCGCAAUCGUUCAAUUUAGAUAUAUUAGACAAAAUAAAUUCACUCGUAUAGCCUCCAUACAUAUAAUAUGUCUUUUGGACUUUACGUGAUGAUGGCAAUACUUAUGCGUUGUUCCCUUUUUGAAGGAGUUUUUUCUUUUGUAGAACCUACUUUAUAGGGUGAAAAUCCAU
Lolium rigidum is the source of this 863-nucleotide messenger RNA. Its product is annotated as protein TWIN SISTER of FT-like. The coding region runs from base 112 to 630 and encodes 172 amino acids. The record is from RefSeq and is a predicted model, not a curated record. NCBI's taxonomy places the organism in Eukaryota, Viridiplantae, Streptophyta, Magnoliopsida, Poales, Poaceae. The transcript has 4 exons.